AUGGAUGAUCGAAAUAGAAGUACCAAAGUUCCUGCUAAUGCGACAUGUGGUCCAACUAAACAUAAACCGAAUGUAGGUUACAGAUUAGGUAGAAGAAAAGCCUUAUUUGAAAAGCGCAAACGUAUAAGCGACUAUGCCUUAGUGAUGGGAAUGUUCGGAAUAAUUAUAAUGGUAAUUGAAAAUGAAUUGAGCAGCGCAGGUGUAUAUACAAAAGCGUCUUUUUAUUCUACGGCUUUAAAAACUCUCAUAUCAGUUUCAACAAUCAUCUUGAUUGGUCUAAUUAUAGCAUACCAUGGCCUUGAAGUACAGCUUUUUAUGAUCGACAACUGUGCUGAUGAUUGGCGGAUUGCGAUGACAUGGCAAAGGAUAUGUCAAAUUAGUUUGGAAUUAUUGAUAUGUGCUGUGCAUCCUAUUCCAGGACAAUAUUACUUCAUUUGGACUACAAAAUUAGCAAACAAAAAUAAAGCAAUAGGUAUUCAGAAAGUUCCAUAUGACGUUGCACUUUCAUUGCCUAUGUUCCUCCGUUUAUAUUUAAUAUGUCGAGUGAUGUUAUUACAUUCAAAAUUGUUUACGGACGCUUCAUCACGAAGUAUAGGAGCCUUAAACAGAAUAAAUUUUAACACAAGCAAAUCAAGCGAUACAGACGUUCCCCAUUGCUAA
This is a messenger RNA of Condylostylus longicornis, 660 nucleotides long. Its product is annotated as small conductance calcium-activated potassium channel protein-like. Gene Ontology annotation, molecular function: small conductance calcium-activated potassium channel activity; calmodulin binding. Gene Ontology annotation, cellular component: neuronal cell body; neuron projection; plasma membrane. Gene Ontology annotation, biological process: potassium ion transmembrane transport. The transcript is spliced from 4 exons. The record is from RefSeq and is a predicted model, not a curated record. The coding region runs from base 1 to 660 and encodes 219 amino acids. Lineage: Eukaryota; Metazoa; Arthropoda; Insecta; Diptera; Dolichopodidae.